Molecule: messenger RNA, 654 nt
Organism: Mycena citricolor
Lineage: Eukaryota; Fungi; Basidiomycota; Agaricomycetes; Agaricales; Mycenaceae
Source: the annotation of a GenBank genome assembly
AUGGACGUAUAUGUCCAGAUCACAGGUCUGGACUCAGGGAAAACGCGCGGAGUCAAGGCGCUACUCGAUAGCGGCUGCAGUACCUGCUGUAUCGAUACCGACUACGCACGGGCGGAGAAGUUGGAUAUCCAGGAGCUCCCACAACCCAUUGUGGCUCGUAUUGCUGACAACACCGAGAACAUCAACGGGCGGAUCACGCACUAUGUCAACCUGAGGAUGAGAAUCGGUCCUCAUGUGGAGACACACACGUUCCUUCUGAUGUGCUUAGGGAAAGCCCGGAUCUUCAUUGGUCUUGAUUGGCUGACGGAACACAACCCCGAGGUGGAUUGGCAGGAGCAGACAAUGAGAUUCAGUCGAUGCCCAGAGCAGUGUCACAUGAGGGGUCACGAGGAACAUCAAGCGAUGAUUGACAUGGAUGCAAUCGACCUGGACAUGGGCACACCGGAUCUGGAAGAGGGGGAAUCGAUCCUGUUGGUUGACUUUGGGAAGGAAGUGGACCUGCGGCUGAAGGAAACGCCGGCGCAGAAAUUCGCAGAGGAAGCAGAAAAGGAGAAAGAGAGAAUGACCAAAGGAAGGAUUCCGGAUCAAUAUCGGGAAUUUGUCAAGGUAUUUGCCAGAGAAUCGUUUGACUCACUACUAGACCAACGGGCAUAG